Messenger RNA from Microplitis mediator, 1611 nucleotides. It is a transcript of the gene Pis, whose product is annotated as CDP-diacylglycerol--inositol 3-phosphatidyltransferase. The coding region runs from base 215 to 868 and encodes 217 amino acids. The transcript has 5 exons. The record is from RefSeq and is a predicted model, not a curated record. Gene Ontology annotation, molecular function: CDP-diacylglycerol-inositol 3-phosphatidyltransferase activity. Gene Ontology annotation, biological process: phosphatidylinositol biosynthetic process. Gene Ontology annotation, cellular component: Golgi apparatus; membrane. Lineage: Eukaryota; Metazoa; Arthropoda; Insecta; Hymenoptera; Braconidae.
UUGACAAAAUAAUGUAAUUGAUUAUUGAAUUACUAUUAUUAUUAUUAUUAUUAUUGUUAUCAUUUUCCUCAUUAUUGUGACGUGAGUAAUAAUAAUAUGCCGGGUUCAAAGUAAACCAUCAAAGAAUUGGAAUCCGCAUCAGUUCAUUUAAUUCAUCGGAACAAACUUUCCUAGAAAUUUCCUCUUCAUUGGGUACUUAGAAAAAGUUUAUACAAUGACAGAAACAGAAAAUAUUUUUUUGUUUGUUCCAAAUUUAAUCGGUUUUGCGAGAAUAAUACUAGCUGUUAUUUCGUUUUAUUUUAUGCCAACAAAUUACGUUAUUGCUGGCUGGUGCUACGUAAUAAGCGCACUGUUGGAUGCUGUUGAUGGUCAUGCUGCUCGAUACCUUAAUCAAAGUACAAAGUUUGGUGGCAUGCUCGAUCAGUUAACAGAUCGAGUAGGCACGAUGUGUCUUCUCGUUAAUCUCAGUAUGUUCUAUCCAGCAUAUGCUUUCUGGUUCCAACUGAGUAUGGCUAUUGAUAUAUCUUGCCACUGGAUUUAUUUACAUACGACAAUUUUGCAAGGAAAAACCAGUCAUAAAUUUAUUGACAUGUCUGAAAAUCCGAUUAUGAGUAUUUAUUACACGAAUCGUACGGUUUUAUUUUUAAUGUGCGCUGGAAAUGAAGCGUUUUAUGCGGCUCUGUAUGUUUUGCAUUUCACCGAAGGACCCAUUUUGUUCGGGAUAAGUUUAUUCAGAGCAGCGUUAUUCAUAUGCGCACCUAUAGCAAUAGUAAAAUCAUGCAUUUCAAUACUUCAUGGAUAUGUCGCUGCUAUAAAUCUCAGUAUAAUUGAUGUUAAAGAACGUCGAGAAUUAAAUAAAGCAAAAUAAUCAUGUGUUUAGAGUUUUUAAAUUUGAAAUUUUAUGACUGUUAUGUGAGUUUUUUUUAUUAACGUUAAGCAAAUAGUUGUUAUUUUAUUUAAUCUUUGAUGAUGUGAAUAAUAGAUGUAUUUUACUAUCUAUAGUCAAGAAACCAAAUGCGUUAUGUCGUGCAUAGAAAAAAAGAAUUUUUUUGGCGCAAGAAAAAUUUUUAUCGUACCAAGAAAAUUUUUGUUCUCAAUUCAUAAUGCAAAAAUUUUCUUGGGGAGAAUAAAAAAUUUUCGCGCCAAAAAAUCUUUGUUCUGUGUAAAAAAUUUAGAUAUUUUCUAAAAGUGUCGAUGUUCUAUUUAAGUUUUAAAUUAGUCUACAAAAUAGCCAUUAUUUUUGGCAUGUUAUGAUGAAGUGAAAUACAAAAUAACAUUUAACUUGUAGAUUUCGUUUAGUCUAAUAGCAUAUGAUUUUACAAAAAUUAUAUUGACCUUCCCAAAAUUUAAAGAUAAAAAAAAUACUCAAUUUUUAGGCGAUUAUCAAGCCGUAACUUAAAAAUAAACUCCUAGAGUAAUUAAAAAGUUGGCAAUAAAAAAUUACGGCUUAAAGCCACCAGUUUUGAGCUCCAGCAUUCGAAAUUUCGAAUAAUAGACAACUUAGAAAAAUAUUUUGGUUUGUCUUUCUUUUUAUUACUCUACGAUAGUUUUUGCUAAGUUACAGCAUGUAAAAAGUCGCCUAGAUCGAUAUUUCAUUCCACAAACUUCCAU